Molecule: messenger RNA, 2584 nt
Organism: Coturnix japonica (Japanese quail)
Lineage: Eukaryota; Metazoa; Chordata; Aves; Galliformes; Phasianidae
Gene: XKR5
Product: XK related 5
Cellular component (GO): membrane
Source: RefSeq, a predicted model, not a curated record
CGCGGGGACAGCAGGGGACAUCGGGAUGCGCCAACCACCCCCUAUGGUCCACGCGGGGCCCCAAAAAGCCGCCGAGAAUCAAAGAUCGUGACGUAAGAACCCCGCGGCGGGGCGGGGGGAGGCAUCUGGGGAGGUGCUCAAGUGUUUCCUCCUCCUCUUCCUCCUCCUUUUCCUCCUCCUCCUCCUGAUGCGCGCAGGAUGCGCGGGGUCUUCCCGGCGCUCUGUCUGGCGCUGUUGGCGGCGGAGCGCGGAGCGAGGCUUUGCACCAUCAUCCAUUACCUUUCCCAAGGGCAGCUGGGCUGGUUUUGUGGGACCAUCACCUGUCUGGUACCUGGCUACGUGGCUCAGCUCCUCAGCGUCCUCUGGUUGAAGGCAGAUGGACACCCACCGGGCUGCAGGGUCCUGGUCCUCCACAUCCUACAGUUUGGCCUCUGGAAACGGUACUGGGAUAUUUUGUGGAUGGAGGUGAAGGCAAACAGCAAUGCAGGUACUGGGGAGAUGCUGAUGCAACAUGCAGAUGUGUGUGUGCUGCGGCUCCUGGAAGCCCUGCUGCAAAGUCUGCCUCACCUCCUGUUGCAGUUGUAUGUUGUCGUGGUCAGUGAGCCAGCCAGCCUCAUCCCUGCUGUCAGCGCUGGGCUGUCCCUGCUGUCCCUCUGCUGGGCUUUGGUUUCCUACAGCCGCUCCUGCUGCCUGCUGAGACCUGGCCACGUGUGUCUGCCGGCUGCAGCCCUGCUCUGCCUGCUGCUCUGGAGGAUGGGGAUGCUGACAAGCAGGGUCCUGGCCCUGCUGCUCUUUGCCAGGCUCUAUUCCUGCUGGGUUCUGGCUGUAGCAGGCACCCACUGGUUGCUGAUGUCCUUCUGGCUGGUGGCCCUGCAGAGUGACAUUGUGGCCCAGCCCUGUCGCUGGAGGCUGUUCAACGUCCUAAUGGGAGCUGUGUACAUCUUCUGCUACAUCAAUGUCCAGCCUGGUCCUUCCAAGCACCGCAUGGCUGUGUUCUACGUGGUAAUGCUGAUGGAGAACACGCUCCUGCUGCUGCUGGCCACUGAGUUCCUGCAGGCAGAGAUGGGGCACAGCCUGCGUGUGAGCGGGGCUGCCAUGGCGGGGGCUGCCCUCGGUGUUGCAGCCAUGGUGCUUUAUUACAGCCUGUUCCAUCCCAAAUCCUCCAAGAUCAGGCAGGGCAUCCUGGAAACCUCCAGCUGUGCUGGUAGCAAUGACCAGGCUGCUGGGAAUAGCUCCUGCAUGGGGCAGAGCUGGGGAACUUCAAUAGAUGGAGAAUCCUUGGCUGCAGAAAGGACCACAAUAACUCCCCAAACUGAGAACAGCCCAUCGCCCCUCCAGCUCAGGGCGAGUUCAGAGGAUGGAUGGACAAAUCACCACCAUUGGCUGCUGGUGAAGCUGGCCUUGAAGACUGGAAAUGUAUCAAAGAUCAACGCAGCUUUUGGGAAUGCUGGUGUGGGAGAGCUUUACAUUGACGGGAGGGAGAUGGGAACACCCCAACAUGGAGCAGAGCCUUCCCUCCCCACAGUGGAAAUUGCUCCUCUGGGCCUUGAGUUGGGUCUAUUAGAGGAGAAGUCAAUGGUGGUGAGGAACGGAGGAGGCAGCAAACAUGAAGUUGGGGCUGGAAGGAACAGAGGAGGGCAAGAGGCUGCUGGUCACCCUGCCACCCCCCCACCCCACUGCUCCUCUGCAUCCCUACCUGAGGGAUCCUCGGUGUAUUUCAGUGCCAGCACAGGCGGCAUCACCUCUCCUGGUUCAGUGAUGGUGACAGCCACCUCCACGGCCCCGCUGCAAGGGGACAGUGAAGCCCACUCUUCCCCAGGAUGUCUGGCAGGAGGAAGGGGAAGAAGAGAAGAUUUCUCCCUUGAGACAGCGAGCAUCAGCCCCAUCCUGGCUUCUCAUACCCACAGGCACCUUCAGAGUGAUGUGUGUAUGGGGACAGAGGGAGCCCCUGUGGGGUGGCAUCACCUGCAGGACACCCAUCCCUGUGGCACGCAGGGAGUUGUCGGCCUGAGGAGCAAGCUGAGGCCACCGCGCUUUACCUCCACCCCUAAAGCUGAUUCCAAAUGUUCCCAGCGAGGACUGAGGGACGUGGGAGAGGGGAAGGAUGUGUCAUGACAAACCGGGUCACCAACCAGCAGCCCAGGCUGCCCAGAGCCACAUCCAGCCUGGCCUCGAAUGACUGCAGGGAUGGGGCAUCCACAGCCUCCUUGGGCAACCAUUAACCUGGCGCACAACCACAGCUUUCACAAGCAGUUUCUCCCCGCUCCUCCGCCACCAGAGGGAGGUGGUGCUCAAUGCUGCCGGAGCUCGCUCCUUCCAGGGGCCGUGACACAUCCCACACCCCACACACUGACCGUGGGACGGGGCUGGGGUUGUGGGGCUGCUAACAGCUGCAACCCCCCAGUGGGAAUGAGUGAGGGAGGAAUGGGGGGCUCUGGGAUGCUGGAGGUGGCUGAUGCUGUGCACAGCGAGUGCCUGGGUGGAUAGCGACGGGACAAGGGGGAAUGGUUUGAAACUGAGACAGGGGAGGUUCAGGUUGGAUCUUAGGAGGAAGUUUUUCCCCCAGAGGGUGGUGACGCACUGG